ACAAAAAAAAAAUUAAUUACUCUGUAUGAAAUUGUUGACCGCAUGUCAAUAAUUGUAUGUAUUUUUAUAGUUUCCCAACCCGACAUCAUAGCUAUCGCAUGCCUGUAGCAGCAAAAUGCUUCUGCAACGUUGCAACACUGCCAGUGGACAACGCGUCGAGUUGAACCCAAGCUUGCGGAAGUAAAUCAACACAGCUUGAAUGUGUAAACCACUAGCUAGCUAAAGACUUUUGGAGUGUCGAUAGGACAUGAUGAAGACGUCAAACUGGAGGUAGCGAUUUAGUCUUCUCUGUUCGUGCUCCCGACAAGUCUUUCAUUUGACCUUUGUCUUGUAAACACAUUCGCCAGUAAGCGACACAGCACAAGCCGGAAAAUGUUCAGCCUGGGGAAGUUGUCCAUGGAAAUUAAACUGGCCAUCGCUACAGGGGUUGUGUUUUUCUCUAUGCUGAUUUCCCGAACUCUCUUGUCCGAGACCAUGGACAUUGUUACGCGAGCCAGAUUAUUCCGGGUUCAGUUCCUGCUGCUGGCCAACUCUAUCUUGCUAAUCGGCUCGCUCUACAUUUGGAAAAAGACUGUGUCGGCGCUUACCAGCUCAAUAUGCAUUUCUUACCGGAUAGCACAAUGCUGGAGAGGAGUCGUGUUGCUGUUUCUCAUAUUCGCCCACUCCAGCCAUCUGUCUAUGUUUUACCUGGUUGGAGAAGAACCGUAUUGGUUGGCGCUGAUGAGCUACAGCUGUUUGGGCGCAUACUUCAUCCUCGUGUUUUUACUGUUUGCUUUCGGCUGUGCAGGAUAUUGUCAUAAAUUGGUGGCGCGAGGCGGGUCGACGAACAAGACCGAUCUCCCGACAUGUGCAGCUACUGCUUCUGCCCCGUCCGCCUCUGGUCGCGUUCAAACGAUCCUGGCUAUCUUAUUGACUGUAAUCCUCACUGCUUUAGGUCUUAGAAACGCGUCCCUGCCUCCGGAGAUAGUCCGGGUUGAGAUCGCCUUGGAAAAACUCCCCCCCUCCCUGGACUACCUUAAGGUUGUCCUCUUGUCGGACAUCCACUUAGGUCCCACUGUGGGACGGUCCAGGCUCGAGCUGAUAGUAUCCAUGGUGAACAACCUUGAUCCAGACGUGGUUGUCAUCGUCGGUGACCUCACUGACUCCCAGGUGUCUCGGCUACUGACCGUCUCUGAGCCACUGCGUAACAUGAAGUCACGACUGGGAUCCUACUUUGUCACAGGCAACCAUGACUACUACACUGCGGAUGUGGAGAGAUGGUUUUCCCACCUGCGCUCCCUUGGCAUCCAGCCCCUGCACAACGGGAAUGCCAAGAUCUUCCGGAAAGAGAGAAAGGAAGACUGGAUCUGUUUGGCCGGCGUGGACGACCUGGAGGCCCGCAUGCUACGGUAUCCAGGACAUGGGAUGGAUGUGACGGAAGCUCUGGAUGGUUGUGAUUGGGAGUUACCCAUCAUCCUACUGGCCCACCAGCCACGUGCCGCCCUCCAAGCCCUGCAGGAGAGGCCUGACAUUAACCUAGUGCUCUCAGGACACACCCACGCGGGACAGAUCUUCCCCUUGUCCAUCUUUGCCUACCUGGUGAACCCGUUCUUCUGUGGGCUGUAUCGGGUCGGGGAGAGCAGCCAGGUGUACGUGUCGGCUGGCACAGUCUACUACGGCUUUCCCAUGAGGCUCGGCAGCAGGGCUGAGAUCACAGAGAUCCUGCUCAGGACUCCCUGAGAGCGGGGGAUAUUGCCUCUCUCUUGCACAUGCACACACUCAUACACACACUCUCUCUCACACUCGCACACACACCCACACAAACACACGUACGUACACACACACACACACACACAC
Molecule: messenger RNA, 1836 nt
Organism: Anguilla anguilla (European eel)
Lineage: Eukaryota; Metazoa; Chordata; Actinopteri; Anguilliformes; Anguillidae
Gene: tmppe
Product: transmembrane protein with metallophosphoesterase domain
Exons: 5
Coding region: 373-1719 (448 amino acids)
Molecular function (GO): hydrolase activity
Source: RefSeq, a predicted model, not a curated record